This is a messenger RNA of Pundamilia nyererei, 3788 nucleotides long. It is a transcript of the gene slc39a9, whose product is annotated as solute carrier family 39 member 9. Gene Ontology annotation, cellular component: membrane. The coding region runs from base 462 to 1397 and encodes 311 amino acids. Gene Ontology annotation, molecular function: metal ion transmembrane transporter activity. The record is from RefSeq and is a predicted model, not a curated record. NCBI's taxonomy places the organism in Eukaryota, Metazoa, Chordata, Actinopteri, Cichliformes, Cichlidae. The transcript has 7 exons. Gene Ontology annotation, biological process: zinc ion transport; transmembrane transport.
UAAACUCUGACCCGGAAGCACUUUGAUCAGCUCCAAACAAGAAGAUGUUCAGUUAGCCGGUGUGUUGACGCUAACCGAAUCGGGAAGUUGCAAUAUUAUUCUGACAACUGGACUUGACAGAAAAUAUGCGAAGUAUCAGUAGUUUGCACUGGACGGUUACCGUUUCCGGGUUUCUUUUUCAUUAAUAUCGAAAGGCAUAUACAUACUGACGCUAGUUAGCUUAGCUUUGACUGCGUUACCGAGGCCAGUGAGCGACACACUGACCAGUUAUAAAGUGGAUGUUUAGCACCAGACCGGGUUGGUACCAAAAGUGGGUCGUGACGUGUAUUGAAUUAACCACCAAAAAACUAAUGUUCUUGAACUUUACCGUCACGAGCAAAGGUCCGUGCUAAAAGCGCAGGUGGAGGUUUGGUUUGAUGGUAUAGCUUAGCAGUAGGUUAGCCGAAAAGAAAAGUGCAGUCAUGGACGAUUUUAGCUCCAUCAGCCUGCUGUCCCUUGCGAUGCUGGUGGGAUGUUAUGUGGCCGGGACGAUACCUUUAGCGGUUAACUUCUCAGAGGAGAAGUUGAAGCUGAUCACUGUGCUGGGAGCAGGGCUGCUCUGUGGGACUGCACUUGCCGUGAUCAUCCCAGAAGGGGUCCACGCACUUUACGAAGAAAUCCUUGAAGCAGGUGGACACCACAGUCAUGGCCAGUCUGCAGUUGCAGAAGCUUCCGAGGGAAAGGGUGAAGCAGAGGCAGCUCUUAGUGCUAGUGGGAAGCAUGAGCACAAUCAAGAGCAGCUCCAUGCCUACAUUGGAGUGUCUCUGGUUCUAGGCUUUGUCUUUAUGCUACUGGUGGACCAGAUAGGUAGUUCUCAUGUUCACAACACUGAAGAUCCAGAGGCAGCAAGAGUUGCUUCCUCCAAAAUCACCACCACCCUGGGGCUUGUGGUCCAUGCUGCAGCUGAUGGUGUUGCAUUGGGUGCUGCUGCCUCAACCUCUCAGACCAGCGUUCAGCUCAUUGUCUUUGUAGCCAUCAUGCUGCAUAAGGCGCCAGCAGCAUUUGGUCUUGUAUCCUUCCUAAUGCAUGCCGGUCUCGAGAGAAAUCGUAUCCGCAAACAUCUCUUGGCCUUUGCCCUGGCAGCGCCAGUCCUCGCCAUGCUCACAUUUUUAGGUCUCAGUCAGAGCAGCAAAGAAGCACUGUCAGACGUCAACGCCACAGGUGUCGCCAUGCUUUUCUCUGCUGGCACUUUCCUCUACGUGGCAACGGUCCACGUUCUGCCUGAGGUGGGGGGCGGCGGUCACAGCCACGCUCCCGCAGGAGGAAACGGAGGGAAGGGACUGAGCAAGGUGGAGGUGGUAGCUCUGGUGCUGGGUUGCCUCAUUCCGCUGGUGCUGUCCAUCGGUCACCAUCAUUAGACCCACAGCUCAUGAUGGAUUUUAGCUGGGUGUACAGGAGGAAGAAGCUGAAACAAAGACUUCAAUCACGGUGGAUUCAGAUGUCUUAUUGCUUGGUGUCUGUUAAUGGACCUUGUGCAGGGACUUCUUAUGACUUGAAAAUGAACUCGAAGCAGGGAACGAGUGAAAAUCAGAGUUGCUCCAGUGACAACCAGUGCACAUGAUGACAUUUUAUCUAAUGACACUGACAACAAAGUAUAAUGCAUCUACUGUAUGUAUGCAUUAAUUCCACCAGAAAUCAUUUUUUUCCAAGACGCCAGAGGUGGAUCUUUUAGAUGAGUUCAUUUAGGUCACUGUGGAUUUUUCAGUGUUGCGUUAUAGUGCUCGUCCAAGUCAAAAAAAGCCCUGAUUUCAUUAGAGACCUUUUACUAGAUGGCAGUUGCACAGUGAGAUUUAGUCUUGAUUAAACUUGUGAUAUCUCAAAAGCAGUGAAACUCACUUUUUUAAAAAUAAUUGUAUAGAGUGUAGAUAAAUUAGCAACAAUACUGAUGGAUUGGAUCUGAUUAAGUGCCAUAUUAGCAAGCCUGAAACAGAUCUCUGAAGAGGAUUGCCCCCAAACAACACUGGCUUGUACAAGAUGUUUUCUUCUUGCCACAGGAGGUCAUGCUUUCACAGUAGAUCAGACAGAUUAACCAGCAAGAUGCUUGUAACAGUUUUUCCGUGACUAGUGAGUUUGUCUAGCAAGUGGAGAGUCCAGCACCGCUAGAGAAAUCAGUUGUAACAAGCUCUUUCUUUAUGCGACACAGUUUCCUUUAAAUCCUGCAUAACGACAAACACAGCUAGACUCCCAUCUGAACAUCGACUGUCACUUUUCUUUAAAAUUUCUUUAGUUUAUAUUUAAACUUGGGAUAAGUCUGUGUUGUAGAGUGUUUUCAGGUGGUGGAGGGAUUUGUCUUGCUCGAGGGCAUUCAUUGGGUAAAACAGACCUGUUACAGAUUGUUUGAGGAGAAUUAUGAACAACUGUUUCAUUUUAUUUGGGUUAACUCUCUAUUAAGUAAUUAUACUUAUAGCAAUAAUCACCAAAAAGUAAAACUGAGGCCAGGUCACUUCUUUGCCAGCAGUGCAGCCAAGUCUGAAAUGUGUACAGAGGGUUUGUCUUGAUCAUAAAGGUGCUCGUUAUGUUAUUCAAGCACCAAGAUCGGAAAGUUAGAGGGUCCCAAAUGCUGCUCUGCCUCAGUUACUUCUCUGCUCCAGCACCAUUAAAAUGUAAGUAGGCUGAUUUUGGAUAUCCUUUGUAUCACUGUGCCUGCUCACAGCAGAGCUCGCGUGUUUGUAUAUGUAUGUAUACUGUACAAAGCAACUUCUUCCCAAUCAUCGGCAUUUCUUGUGUGAGACAGAACUGCUUACUCUCAAUUACAGUUUCUUUCUUUUCUGUGUUGAACUUUUGGACAUCGACGAACUCGUCUUCGCAGUACCAACUCAACAAGCUACAGACUGACUUGAGGAGUCUUUGAUUUAUGUGUAAAUUUAAGGCUUUUACACACGACCUGUGAAUUAAUUCUAACUUGUAUGAGAAGAAGCACGCCGUGUUGUUUUAGGCUUUGUUUUUGUUUGUUUUGUUUUUUGAGUGACUGUGACAGAAGGUGGGGUGAAAUUGCAUGCAGACCAGAAGCUGCAUGACUGUUUUGUUUUUUUCUGGGAAACUGUUUGUGCGUACUAAAGGGAACUGGGAACCGUCCCCCUCCACUGUGAUGCUUGACAACUUGGCACACUAGUAGGCAGCCUCAUUAUGUACCAUUAUAUCUCUGUAACUUGAGUUACUACGGCAAUCUACAGCUUUUUUUUUAUCCCUUACAGAAAACCUUAAAACUUAAUGUGGGGUCUGGUUUGUGGCUUGAUUAAAUUUAAUUAACAUUGCAGGGAAAAAAGCUUUAUGAUGGUUAAAUAGCCUCUUUAAAGUUUGGAGACUAGAGUUGGCUGCAAGAUAUCUCUUUAUAACUUCUUAUUCAGAAUGUAGUUUGUUCACACAUGAUCCCAUCAGUUUCAAAAGUAUAAAAAAAAUUAUUAUUUUUUAAAUUAAUAUUUCAACUCGAGGCUUCAUCAUCUUUUCCAGCCAAAAUACUGGGGUUUAAUUGGCUGAAGGCACAUCCCCUUCAGAUUUAAAAUGAUCUAAAUGCAUUUCAUGAUUAAAGAUAAAGGCUCAUAUUGGGGCUGAUUAUCUCAAUCAAGGGGGGUGGGGAUAUCAGGCUGAUAGUUGUAUAGUUAAUUUCGGUGGAGGUCGGUGUGAAUCUGUUUUCUCUUCUUUUCCUAUCAUUCCUAAAGGGGUCUGCCUUAUUUCCAUACUUUGAUUGUAAAAAUCAGUUGUAAAGGAGCGUGUUUUAUGAUGACUAAAUUAAAGUUUUUUUAAUUGGU